Drosophila elegans is the source of this 6820-nucleotide messenger RNA. RefSeq names its product protein ELYS homolog (gene Elys). The record is from RefSeq and is a predicted model, not a curated record. The transcript has 5 exons. NCBI's taxonomy places the organism in Eukaryota, Metazoa, Arthropoda, Insecta, Diptera, Drosophilidae. The coding region runs from base 119 to 6622 and encodes 2167 amino acids.
AAUGGCAACGCCGCCGGUCAGUGUGUCACAAACUUCCAAGCAAUCGGAGCAUUAGAUUUUAAUACACUUUGCGGACCGAGCGAUUAAGCAGCAUACCGCAGACACAGUGCACCAAGACAUGGAGUGGCACGAAGUUGAGCUGGACGGGAGCCGCACGGCUGACUUCCCGGAGCGCGCCGUGCCCGGUUUCGGGCAGAAUCUCUCGCAGACCGGUAAGUGUGGCGUGGGAUUUGGUGGCAUUGCAUUGGUCCCUUAUUUGAACCAAUUCGCAGACGACUACCUGGGCGGCAUCAUUCGCGGCGGGCAGUGGGGAUGGGUGACCCGCAGGAGAGGCAAAGACGCCACCCUACUAAUCUGCAGCAUGGCCACCGGCGAGUGCGUCUCCAGGCAUUGCUUUUGGCGCCAGUCCGCCGACGAGGAAAAGAGCCUCCACUUCAACAGUAUCCGUUGUGUGGAGGAGCUCUUUCCCGGCCAGCCGGAGCGACCGGCUUUGCUGGCCAUUUGCCUGGAGUUGUGGGACCACAGGACGCAGGUGCUCAUCUACGCGCUCACAUCCGGCAAGGUGCUGCGCCGCUUCGAACUGCAAGACCACCUCCACUGCCGAGCAAUGACCUUCCUGGACGAAAGCAUCUGCGGCGGAACGCGACUGAAGCUAUUCGACGGCUGCCUGGCCGUGGCCACCGAGGAAGGCACUGUCCUCCUGGUCGAUCUCAACGCCGGCAGACUGCUGGAGGAGCGUGGCCGCCAUACUCUCGACAGACCCAGUGACGAGGGCGAGCCCUCCUACGGCAAACUGUACUGUGUUCCAGGCACGGAGCUCGGCCACCGCCGCAUCGAAUCCGUGCUCGACAAGUGCCGCUCCAAAGUGGCUCACUUGGCUGUCCAUGUAGAUGUGGCAAGCACCGGAAUUCGCAGCUUGAUGGGCAUAGCCGUUGCGCCCGGCUUCGCCGCUGGACUUGAGGAUGGUCGCAUCGCCAUCUACGAUCUGGUCCUCUUUCAGCUGACCACCACGAUGCAGCCGCCGCCAACGAGUGGACGGGAUCAUGGGGCCGUGGAGCGGAUGUGCCUCAUCAUGCCGCCGGAUGACCCGAAACCCUGCUUCUACAUAAGUGCUUUGUACCAGAUCGCCGACCGCCUGCACAUGCUGCUGCACAACGUCAACUACAGGCGCGUGGAGCAGGCGGGCGACGGGUUCCGCUUCGAGCACUUCCAUUCCAGUUCCGUGCGCAACCACCAAAUCUUCGACAGAGGCAGCUGCUCCGUAACUGCCUGCACCACGGCGUCCACCUUCAGCUUUGCCGGCGACAGCGGCACGCUGCUGGUCAUCAUCUCCUGGUACUCGAACACAGAUCGCAAAAACAAGCUCGUCCUGUUCGACAUUAACCAGUGGUACAAGGACGAGAUGCCCUCCUGCCUGAGGCACAACGAAACUCCCCAUUACAUCGCCGGCUACAACCUAAGUGGUCUGCCCAUCGGCUUGGGACUGCAUCUGCGCUCCAGCUCCAUUAUGCACUAUGUCUCGCUGCAGCGCUACGAUGAGCACUUCUAUCCCGACUCACUGACCUUCGAUUGCACGCUGCUUACCGCAACCGGCAGUCGCUACUACGCCCAGGACGGAGUGCAAAAUCGCUUUCUCAACACCCUCCGCUGGGAGCACGCCACGCUCUUUCUGCGACCACAGCCCUUCCACGAGAGCAUUGUCCGCCUGCGACUACUGCCCCAGUUCUGCGAGCUGAACCCAAACGCCACCUUCUCCAAGACUGCCAUGUACGAUGUGAUACUGUCGGUGGCCUUGGAGCACAACUGCGGGGCCCUGUUGAACGACUGCGCCCGCAGCUGGAUGGACGGAAGCUUCCUGUGCAACCUGCUCGAUCCCACCAAGCUCUCGCUGGCCACGCUCACCCAAUGGAUCGUGCGGCGCGCCGGGCAUAUCAAGUCGCGCUGCUCGGAGCUGUGCCAGGGCAUCUUCGACUACGGCGGCUACUCCCUGGACGAGCGGGAGCGGCACGAGUUUCAGCUGCUCACCGACCAGCUGAGCGAGCUGCUGCGCCUGCAGUCCUACAUUGUGGAGCAGGGCCGGCGCAGACUGGCGCCCACGACGCUGGCCGAGUGCAAGGGCAACGAGCAAGCGCUGCGGACGGUGCACGAGUACCAGAGGGUGCUCUACUGGUUCAUCGAGCAGGGUCUCCUGCCGGAGGGCCAGCACGAGGCCCAUCAUCGCGAGCACCGGGAGCAGCCGCUGGUCCGCCUGCGACACGUCUACUCCGAACGGCGGGCGCAGCGCAAGACCCUUUACAUCGACGCCCUGAUAAAGCACUCUGGCCUUUCGAACACUUAUCCGCCGGACUCGCUGCACGCCCUGCUGCUUGUGAUGCUCGCUCCGGACACUGGGGUGGCCCCCAAGCAGGCGCUGCUCCUGUACCUGCUGCUGGACCUGGACUCACAGCUGGGCAGACGCUUCAAGAACGCCUUCCAGCUGGGCGAAGCUCUGGCCAAGUCGGUGCGCUCCUUCUGGUGCUUGGACCGCGGCGAUUACGAGCAAUGCAUCAAGGAGCUGUACAUGCACCCCGCUCCGGCCAGCAACUACGAGGUGUGGCAGACGCGCCUGUUGGUGGAGACGCUGCUGGCGGGAGGCGCCAUCAAGGCGGCCAUGCGCGUGGUCAGCCAGCCGCCGGGACCACUGCCUCCGUCGCUGCACAUGAGCGUGCUGCUGGCCAACGAGAGCAUGCCGCAGGCCUUCCAGCUGGCCCGCCUCCACGACGACGAGGAGGGGCAGCCGCUGCUGGAGAGCUUCUUCCGCCACUGCCUGCGACGCGGACGCUUCAAGGCGCUGGCCGAGCUGUGUUUGCGCGGCCCGGAGGAGCGGCUCCUGUACCGCCUGCUGCGUGAGUGCCGCUCGCGCCAGACGGACCGCGUGCAGUUGAUCCUGCUGCUGCAGAAGAGCAAGUUCAUCGACGCGGUGGCCUUCAUGGACGACGUGGCCGCCGAGCGGGAGCGGGAGGACGACUCCUCCAGCUCGAUCAUCUCGGCCUACCGGUCCACGAUGGCGCCGGUGGCGCAGAACAUUGCCGGCACCUUCCUCCGCAUCCGCGGCCAUCUGGAGGGGGGCCUCGAGGAUGGCCAGAGCGGCCGAGGUAACCUGCCGCCCUUCAGCUGCCAGCUGGUCAAGCAGAACGCCAGCGGCCAGGUGGGCGGCAUCUUCCAGAGCUCGGCCGUCAGUGCCCACUGGGCCACGCAAUUCGAGGAGCCGCCGGCCGCCCUGUCGCCCGCGUCGCGGCGCAACCAAAUCGGCCACACCAACAUCCCCUUCCUGCGGCAUGCCCAGUACGGACUGUCGGAGCUUCCGCACCGGCGGCACACUGUGCGUCCCGUGCCCCACCAGGUGGUGGAGAAGCGUCAGCGGGAGCAGGAGCUGGAGCGGGAACGGGAACAUAGGCAGCCGCUCUACUCGCUGCAGCCGUGCAAACGCCGUCGCCUGCUGUCCGAGCAGUUGGUGGACGAUGUCAGGGGCCAUGUGCAGGCCAUCCUGAGCCAGCAGUUGGGGCAAUCGCAGGUGGCGGAGACGGAGCGCAGCGCGGCCGUUGAUCUGCUGCAGCCGCCAACUUUCCUGCAGACGCGUCAGCCGACGGCAAACCAGAGCAGCGGUUCGCCGCAGGCCAAACUCACGAUCCUGAAGAGAAACGGCACAGCACCAGCACUGGAUGGAGAGCCGGUGGCGGUGGCCACUUCUGCCACGCUGGCGGAGCCCAAGCGGUUCCGCUUCAUGCCGCCCAUUCCCCUGCGCUUGGACGGAUCGAUGGAGGUGGACACCGAGGAGGAGGAGCAGGUCGACGAGGAGGAGGAGGAGGAGACCGACGAGAUCAUCGUGGAGAUCGAGUCGCGAAGCGAACCGAGGAGCAUCGAGUCAGAUGAGGGUGGCCAUGAGGUCGUCGACAACGACGACAACGCAGACGACGACGACGACGACGUGGAGUUCUUUUCGCCAUUGGCCUCGGCCAAUGUGUCCUUGGUGAACCAGUUGGCAGAGCUGCCGCGGGAAUCGCCUGCUCGAUCCGAGCUCCCACCGCCUGGUCCACCACCUGGUCCACCGCCUGGCCCACAGCCACGUGGCUCAUUGCGUCAGGGAAAGACUGACACUGCCACUGAAACCGAGGGCAGCAGUGGAUUCGGUAGCUUUGCCACGGUCCAGCCAACGCCAUCGCCAACGACAUCGCACUCGCAGUUCGUGCCCACCAUCUGCUCCUCGAAGAUGUGCGAGACGCAGUCGCAGGUUUUCUCCAGCGGCAACAGCAGUGCGGUGAAGAUCUCCGAGCGCACCACCAUCUGUGGCGACAUGGAGUCAACCGAUCUGGGCUCGGCACUAACCACCGCGGUCAGUUCGCAGUGGUCGCUGCCCGCAGUGCGUCCAACCGGCCAGGCACACCUGCAGAUGAUGGACACCACGCUGGGCAUGUCCACCUACGAUGUGCCAUCGCUUGAGCAGCAGGAUGAGCGGCAGGAUCAGGAGGAGGAACUGAAACUGGGUGACACGCAGUCACUGGAGGAGCAACAUGAACAUGAUCAUGAACAUGAUCAUGGACAGGGGCAGGGGCAGGAGGAGGAGCCUGCGCAGAGCGGUUACCAGCAGCUGGCGUUCCUGGACAGCUCGCAAGUGCCCCCCGCCCAGGAGGAGCCCCUCUCCUCGCCCACCUACAGCCUGAGCAGCGAAGAGUCGGACAUGUCCUCGGCCGCUGGCAUUCGAAAUCCCUUGAUAACCGCUCUGCAGAGCGACGAUCCCAUGUACUCCAUCGUUGUGGAAUCGACGGGCUCCAUCACCACGUCGCGAUCGGUGACGCACACGCCCACCUCCUUCCUGCCCAGCGACACGAACGUCUCGCAGACCUCGACUCCUCCGCGGCCGGCACAUGGCGGCGAUGGCGAUGGCGAUGGCGACGGCGACGGCUCACCGCCCACCCUGUACCGCGCCAACAGCCUGGAAACGGUCGACGAUCUGGACACCACCAAGGGUUCGCUGGAGGAGGAGGAGGAGUACGACGAGGACGACUGCGUCAUUGCACUGGACGGCACGGAAGUGCGCGGCUACGUGGCCCGUCCCCAGGAAGCGGCGGCCUGCAGCAGUGCGGAGCUGUUCGCCUUCAAGAACAAGGACAAGGACGCCCAGGAGGAGGCGGCGGUCAGUGGCGACCCCUGUCCGUCUCUUUCGCUGGGCGCCACGGUCAACAGCGAUUCGGAGGUGGCCGACACCAUUGUGAUAGAUAGCGAUGAAGAGGAUCGUCAGCCGGAGGAUCAGAAGCAGGAGCAGGAGCUGGAGCAGGAGUUGGAGCAGGAGCGGGAGCUGGAGCAGGAGCAAGAGCUGGAGCAGGAGCAGGAGCUGGAGCAGGAACAGGAGCGGGAGCAGGAGCUGGAGCAGGAGCAGGAGCUGGAGAGAGCAGAAGAGUGGCCCAUGGGGGAGGAUGCCCCUAGCGAUGACUCGGUGGCCACAGUGGCCUUUAGCGAGCACAAGCAGAAUGCGGAGGUGGAUGCGGAUGCGGAUGUGGAUGUGGAGGUAGAAGUGGUCCAUGAAGUGGAACUCCUGCAUGCAGGUCCCCUAGCGGAGAUUCCCGAAGAGGAUGACGAAGAGGAGGCUGAAGAGGAGUCCAAGGAGGAGACCAAGCAGGAGACCAAGGAGGAGGAGGUGGUCACAACACCAGCCCCGCAUUAUUCGGCCCAAGAGGAGGACUCCAGGCAGAGUCUCACGCUAGUGCUGUCCGAUGACGAUGAGGGUGAGGAGCAAGCAGCUCCGCCGACGACGCGUACUCUGCGUCCUCGACGUUCCACGGUUGAGUACCAGGACAGUCCGCGUACGCUGCGCCCACGACGCCCCACUCUGGAGCAGCUGGACAGUCCGCAUGCCCUGCGCUCGCGUCGUUCUACCUCCAGACCCGCCACGCCCAUAAACAGUGUCCAGCGCGGACAGCGGUGCAACUCGCUGGCCCCCGCAACGCAGAGUCCCAGUGUCCGGCGUGCCUUGCGCGGCAUCAGCGAGCCACCUCCCAUGGUGGUCAUGCAGGCUGCGCCAAAAACCAGGGCGCCAAGAUCCCGCAAGACAAGUGCCAGUGAGCCAUCCACAUCCGCCUUGGUCGAGGAUUCAAAAACGGAGACGGAGGCGACGCUUCCCCGGACUCGUCGCCCGGCCAAACGAGGCAACGGGAACGGCAACCCCGCCGAGUCGAGCGAGGCCACAACAUCCGGGGCCAGCAAGAGUCAGCAAAAGAAGACGCGUGGUAAGCGGGCCACCUCGCUGACGCCCUCGAACCAAGGUCCAACUGUCCAGCAGAUAAUGCGCGGCAUCAGCGAGCCGCCCAUCACCACCACCACCACCACCACUUUGGAGGCAGGGCAGGUCAGCCGGAAGCGGAAGGCCGCCGCAGGUGGGCGGUCGCGCAAGACGAGCACCAGCACGACAUCCACACCGGCUUCGCCUCCGCCGGCGCAGGAAGACGAUUCCGCAACGGCUGGGAAGCGACCACGUCGCCGACGCAACGAUCAGUCCGCCAAUGCCACCGAAACCGAGGCCAGAAGCACCCCGACAAGGCAGCUGCGUCUGCGCGUGCCACGCAUCCAGAUGUCCGAGGCACCAUAGUGAAAGAGCAGAAAGUGCAUCCAUCGUGGCCACAACCAACUGAUCCGCAUGUGGCAUAAACAGAGCUCAACUGAUCCUGAUAUUAUAAACGACAUAGGAAGCACUUCUCAAGAAACGUUAAAUUGUAGUUGGCACUAGUUCCGAUUUGUUUAUAAUUGAGUUAAAGUUAAAAUAAAUAAGUUGUAUGUUAACAAUUUA